AUGUUGUCGAUGUCGCUAUCGCGGCCGCUCAACCUCGCCGCCCUCGUCGCCAUCGGCAUCAGCGCCUGGCUGUCCAUCUCCCUCCUCACCGCCCUCACCCACACCGAUCACGAGCUGCACCGCCAGUAUCCCUCGUACCCCGUCCCGACACCAGGCUCGACCUACAACCGCCUCCAGGGCCUCCUGGGCAAAACGGAACCCGACGCCUGCGCCGGCUGGGACCCGCAUGCGAGCGAGGAGCACGACCCGCCGGGAUGUCUGCGCGCGCGGCAGCUGCGGCAGAUCCAGAAACUGCGCGUCUCUGGCUUGAAGCUGCAGCACGAGCAGGAGGAAGCCCUCGAGAAGCUCGAGCGCUGCGUCCUCGGAAUCGUCAACUGUCCCGAACGGCCGCUCAUCAUCUCCGACUUUUGGUACUUUUUCAUUCGCAAGCAGAGCAACUCUGGCGAAGCCAUCUGGCUCGAUCCCGUUGUUAACGCCAUCGAGGACGAGGGCUUCGUUGCCAUGGGCUUCACGCACUUUGCGGGCAACUGGGUCGACACCCCGUUGUCCUGGAAUGCGACCCGCUUGCUUUCCGAAUCUAUCCACAUGUACAUGCCCACGACGCGAGUGGGGUUCCAGUGCCUCAGCGAUCCGCGCUGUGUGCGUCCCGAGGACUACCACCCGCACGAGAACCCCGAGUUCCGGCACGACACGAGCCUGCUGACGCCGGGCGAGGAGGGCAAGCUGCCCGCGUGGCGAGUCGUCAUCACGUCGUACUGGGGCGACCGGCCGUCGCGGUACAGCGGACAGGGGCAGCACGCGUACGGACAGUACGGGCAGAGCGAGGACGGGGAGAGCCCGUGGAGCUCGCACAUUCUCGACAACCGGUGGCACGUUGUGCCGUGGGCGUACCCGAACCACACGCACCUGCCACUGUCCAUCGAGCGGACGUGCCUCGGCUCGCCGACCGUGCCGUGGGAGCAGCGCAACGCCAGCGUGCUCCUGCUGGCCAAGCUGAGCCACUACUUCUACAAGCCGACCGCGCCGCCGAUCGAGGCGUGGGCCCGCAUCGUCGACGCCAUGAAGGCCGAGGGGAUCGAGAUCUGGACCGGCGCAGAGGAGGAGGACGGCAGCCCCCUCCCGGCUGGCCUGAAGCGGCUCCCCACCAUGGACAAGGUGGAGUACGGCAAGACGCUGAGCAGUGCGCGCGCGCUGCUGGGGAUGGGCAACCCACAGCUGUCGCCGUCGCCCUACAACUCGUUCUGCCGCGGCGUCCCCGUCGUGCUGCCGUACUACACGGACGACGGGCCGACGCCCGACGGCUGGGCGCUCUUCAAGGACAAGUGGGCACAGCACGGCCCCGCCAUGCAGGCGGGCGAGCCGUACGUGUACGCGUACCGGACGGUGGACGACAUGAUUGAGCAGCUGAAGAAGGCCGUCAAGACGCCUAUUGACAGCUACGUCCCGCCCGAGAUGACGCUGAAGAGCCUCGGCGAGCGCACGCGGGAAUGGCUCUACACGGACUGGGAGGGCGAGUACCAUGCCAUCCUCCGCCAGAGGAAGAAACUCGUCUAUCCGCCCAUCAUGUGGGAGAAGUGCCGCGAGAGCGAGACGUGCAAGUUUCCCAUCCUCGGGAAACCGUAUGUGCCCGAGAAGCCGUGA
Messenger RNA from Trichosporon asahii var. asahii CBS 2479, 1641 nucleotides. RefSeq lists its product as uncharacterized. Bases 1 to 1641 code for a protein of 546 amino acids. Lineage: Eukaryota; Fungi; Basidiomycota; Tremellomycetes; Trichosporonales; Trichosporonaceae. The transcript has 3 exons. The record is from RefSeq and is a predicted model, not a curated record.